CUGCCCAAUGCUGAACUGUGGCGCGCCGCUCAGUAGUAAAAAUACUGCACGGUGUUUAACCGAGCGUUCAUUCACCUUCUCUGUCUGUAAGGCAAUCGGAAAGGUAGAUUGUCGCGUCCAUAACCGUUGUCUGCCUCAAAUCGGAUACGAUCUCGUCAAUACCUGCACUUAAAAUCGAAUAGAUAAAUCGUCUCGUCAGUUGGCUACACCCCUUCUUAGGAUACCAGACCCUAGUUAGGGUAAUCAUCGUAUUUCUUGUCUGAAACAUUAUGAGAUGAAGAGUUUUCAGCGACGAUGCCGUUCUCGUGGAACUUAGGUGAGAAGAUUCUGUGCUCUGUCACACACGUGGAGAGUGCGCGUGGAGCUGUCAUCUCUGAUUGUCCCGAGCCGAGUCCGGAUGCGGGAUGCGCAGAAGACCAAGCAGAGGAGUUGAAAGAGAAAACUGUGCUCGCUCCGCCAGUGUUCAUCUUCCAGAAGACUGUCCUGUCCAUGAAGAGAAGAGCAGAGAGGUGGGAGGAGGGGGCAGUCGGGGUGAGCCCAAACAAAAGAGUCCGAUCCUUCACCUUCCCCAGUCCCAGAACGAGGAACGGUUCAUGUGAAAGAAGCAGUCGUAUACGGUCCUCCUCGAUGUGUUUCCCCCCUCCACCCCCAGUGUCACAAUCAAAUGUGUUCAUGCCCCCAAAUAUGUGCAAGAGGACCACAGAAACAGCUUCACCCUGGAUCAGAAGAUCCCUGCUGAGGCCUGCUCUCCUCCUCGCCCCGAAGCCCUGGAGCAUCUCCCAGAAAUCGCACCAGCCUGAGGGUAGCCAUGAUAACCUGGGUGGUCUCUGCAGUGUAACAGUAAACAGACCCUCUUCAAGUCUUUCACCUCCAGAUCAUAGAUCAGACAUCGACGUCUCCUCCUCUGACAGGCUUCAGUUUGUUUUCGGAGAGAACAUGAGCGAGAGAGUUCUGAGUCCGCAGAAAACAGUCAGCGGUGAAUCGGAGUCAGAUUGCAGCUCCUCAGAAUCUGACUCCUCCAGCUCUGAGCCAAGUCAUAACGGGAGGGUGUGGAGAUCGCUCAGGGAGUCGGCCGCGGCCCACACAGCCUCGUACAGGAGGCACCGUCCACUAAGGCGCGUCCAACUCUUCACCGGAGAAGAGAAGGAGAGUAAUGUGGUGCAGGUGACUUGCAGACUGUUUGUCUUGGAGAAGGGAACGCAGUCGUGGAGUGAGCGAGGGAGGGGGGUCCUGCGACUCAACGAUUUAGCCUCAGGGCCCAAAGGUUGCCUACAGUCCAGGAUAGUCAUGCGACACCAGGGAAGCCUCAAGGUCAUUCUCAACACCAAGCUGUGGCCUCACACCCACCUGCGCAGGCCCGGGAGACGCAACCUCCAGGUGACUGCCACCGACGUGGACAGCCAGGCCAUGCGGGUCUUCCUGGUCCAGGCUAGCGCCAGGGACGUGGCCAGGCUCUACGUGGCCAUCCACCACCGCCUGGUGGCCCUCCGGGGUGGGGCUGGAGCUGGGCUGGAGCCGGAGGGGGCCGGGGCCCGGGAGGGACACUGCUACAGCGAGAACGAGGAGGAUGAGGAGGAAGAGGAGAGACGGAGGCAGAGGAGGGAGAAAGAGAGGCUGCUGCUCACCCGGUUGAGACCUGUGGUCUGUGAUUGGAUGCACGGUAAACCCAGUUUGGGUUCUUGGUGACGUUUUAUUGCGCAACCCAGUGGUCUUCAGUUUCAGCAGCAAGAAAAGUCUUAUCAGCACCAACAGUGAGAGAAGUUUGGGCCGUACUGGUGCAUCGGGGACAAAAUAAACUUUGGAGACCUGACAAAUGUGUGUACCUGUUUCUGACUUAGGCAGAAAUACACUUGAUUUGUUCUCUUUAUGGACAGAUGUUUUUGCCGGUGUAAAUACAAAUAUUUUGGUAUGACUAAGGUGAACCAGUUAAAAAAGUGUUUUAUGUUUCUUACCUUUUUACUUCUUUUGUGAAAUAUUUUAUAUACUUUAUUCUCCUGUCACACAAACCACAGUAGAACUCAAAGUGCUUUCUAAACCGUUCAGUACAUUUCGUAUUUUCAAAAAAGGUUUUGUUCUUCUAUGUUCAUUUUAGAAGAAUUUAUUUUUGUAUUUCUUUUAAAUAUGUAUUUUUAUUUAAACAUUAAUACAUACUCGUGAGAACCUAUUUUAAAGUCACAAAUUUCAACAUCUAUUUUGGUGCAUUUUAACUUUAAACACAAGUACAUUUGGUUUACUUUGUUUGACGUCUAAGCUCUUAGUUACUAAUACAAAAAGAACUGAACAGGUAUCCUUGCAGUACAUUUUCUAUACCGUCAUUUACGAAAAAACUGUAAUGCUUUUGUGCGUCUUAAAAGCUAUCCUACAAGCAAAGUUCUCUGAAGGUUCUCUCGUGUUUUAAUACAAAGCAACUGUGUUGAAAGAUAGUCUUGCAUUGUGAGAUAGCGACUAGCAUCUAGUUUAUUAUAAUUGUCAACACUGUACGAAUUGUAUUUUGAUGGUUUGUUAUUUUGUCUAAUAUGUCGUCAUGACCUAUUAAAAAGAGU
Molecule: messenger RNA, 2543 nt
Organism: Osmerus eperlanus (European smelt)
Lineage: Eukaryota; Metazoa; Chordata; Actinopteri; Osmeriformes; Osmeridae
Product: ran-binding protein 3-like
Exons: 14
Coding region: 295-1686 (463 amino acids)
Biological process (GO): protein export from nucleus
Cellular component (GO): nuclear pore; cytoplasm
Molecular function (GO): GTPase activator activity
Source: RefSeq, a predicted model, not a curated record